ACCACUAAGCACUUCCCGUGACGUGUCCCGUUUAGGCCAAUCAAAGCGGGCGUAUUUUAAUAUUAGUCAUUUGAGGCAGUCAUCGCCAGUUUAUACACUGUGUUGUGAAUAAUGGCGUUCAAUUGUACAGUGUAUAUGGCCUAGGCCUAGAUUGAUAGCGUUGCUGAGACGAGCCAUCGACGGCAACGAGCUUUUAUUCGCCGCUAGCGAGGCAUCACAUAAACGAACAUCGUAUUUGAGAAAAUAUAAUUAACAAGCUACCCUCCACAAUGCCAGUUUUCAAAAUAUGGAGCAGAAGUCGACUGAAGAAAAAGUCAGUAGUAGCCAACACCAUCUUGGAGCUGGUAGCAAAAGGAAAGAAGAAGCUAGAUAUUACUGGUUCAGUCACCGUUGUAAUGGAAGAAGACGGAACUGAAGUUGACGAUGAUGAAGUACUAAUGGAAUUAAAAGGGACGCCUUUGAUUUUCCUAAAGGAAGGGCAGCGGUGGAUCGCUGCUGGAAUGCCGGACGCGUACGACGCUACGUCUGUCGCUACAUGCGUCACCAGUGUUGCUCUGGGCGGCGCCGUGCCGAAAGGCGUUUCAGGUGAUGCAAGUCUAUCAGGGGAAUUGUGUAAUGAAAGUACCGUUCAAAACCAAGACGAUGGCUCCUCCGCUAAUGAUUCGAUAUCCCCGCUGCCCUUGCCUCAGUUUUCCCCAACAGUACUCUUCCACUUGGAAAAUGGUACGUGUGAAAACGUCUGGGAAAAGAUGAUAUCGGAAGCAGGCGACUUCUACAUGCAUUCAUCGACUCCUGACUUACACCAGACUUACCAGUAUCAAUUGGUUGGCAAAAUGAUGUACACAAGGUACCCGGCAAUAGGCCAAAGUGGCCCACAUCCAUGGAGUCGAUUCACGUCAAACCUGAGCCGAAGAAUGCGACACGUAAGAUGGAAAAGAAAAAAGAAAGGGUCCCUAUGCAACGUAUUGCUUCCGAAGUCAAGGCAUCAGUUUCUUCAGCCACAUGAUGUAAAUCCACCAACCAACGAGAGUGUAACGUAUGAGGUUGAGCCAAUGGUUUAUAACGACCAAAUGGAGAAUGACUUGAGAAAACAAAUCACAAAGUUCGAAACACAGGAUGAAUGUAAUGAAUAAAUGUAUAGAUAUAAUUAAUAAUUUUUUUAAAUAAUUCAUUAUAUAAAUGCAAUGAUGAAUUAUAUUAAUCAGUAAUUACAUUUAUGUAAUUAUAGAUAAAAAUAUCUAUAUAAUUAAUCAUUAUGUAUAUAGUAAUUAUAUUAAUAGAACUUAUUAUGAUAGAAACAAUAUACGGUAGGCAUCAAAAUCAAUACAAUUCCAGAGACGAAUCCAGAUUGUUUUUUUUUUCUUGCCUGGGUGGCACGAGUUGUAAUCGAGGACGUGAGGUCCGAUGGUGGAGAGAGAAAGGUAUAGAGGUGUUCCCUUUCCUAUUCGCAGUUUUACUUUUUUUAAUUCUCUUAUUAUUUCACACUUGGUCAGUUUGCUUGCGAUUUGUUUAUUUCUAGUAAAUUUAAAUACCGUACCAAAACACGACUUCUGCUCGGAAAUAACGAAAUGUACAAAUUCUAUAGAAAUAGGCCUAAUAAUGAUAACAUUUGAUGAAAUAUGUAAUCCUUACCUAAAAAGAGCUUGGCAAACAAGAAAUAAAAUCAUGAAUGAAUAUAACGUAAAUAACAGUUAAACAAUAAGUAGUUUUCACCGCACGACGUUAACCUUAACUUUAACGUUAGUACCCAACAUGCAGCGCGAUAGCUCCCUUUUGUAAAAAAAAAAAAAUCGAAAUACGCAUGCGCAAACCCGUCACUAACGUACGUUCUGAAAUUAACGUACUCCUCAACGCAAGAUGAAUAAAUUAUGACGUCAUUCGUUAACGUUGCGGUUAACGUCGUGCGGUGAAAACUGCCUAAUAUGUAAACAACGACUCUGAAGUUUAACGCUGUUUCAAUGAUUCUUAACCCAUUAUAAUUCUUUUUAUAAACAAUUUUAACAACCUGUUUUAACAAGCUUUAAAUGUUUUUAUUUGACUAUUUGGCUGCUGCGGAGGAAGCGCCCAUUUUGCCACAAAAUUCAAGUGCAGUAAUUGAGUUCGGUGUUGAAGUUUAAAUUUCAUAAUUACUUUCAUUUGUUUUGCUAGUUCACCCAUCGUUUAUCCGCCAAAAACUGGCACUUUACUGUUAAUAAAUGUUAAGUUUCUUUA
Molecule: messenger RNA, 2211 nt
Organism: Anneissia japonica
Lineage: Eukaryota; Metazoa; Echinodermata; Crinoidea; Comatulida; Comatulidae
Exons: 5
Coding region: 270-1133 (287 amino acids)
Biological process (GO): regulation of apoptotic process; apoptotic process
Source: RefSeq, a predicted model, not a curated record